AUCCAGCUUGGUCUACCGGCUGCUUGAAAGUAGUUCAUAAACGAAACUUAACUUUUCCUGCUUAGCAGUUUCCAUGCGUGCAAGCGCUUGGUGUGAGUUCUCAAACAAAUAAUAAGACGUUGUUUUGAAAGACGGGAGACAACAGUUUUGUUUGGCUACCCAUGGCAUAUUACAGAGGUCCAGACCCUAAAAGGGAACAGUUCCGGAGAUACCUGGAGAAAGCUGGGGUUGUUGACAGUCUUACCAGUGUUUUAGUGGCUUUGUUUGAAAGCCAAGAAAGGCCCAACAAUGCGCUGGAAUAUGUGAAGCAGCAUCUCGGAGCUGAUGGCAUGAAUCCAGAAGACACCGAGGCUCUGCAGCAGGAGAUGAUUGAUCUGAAACAGACAUGUGCUCGCCUGAUGGAGGAAAACAAAGACCUGAAAACAAGGCUGCAGCGUUAUGAGCCUGAACCAGAAGAUGGAGCUACAGCUGAAUAGACCUCCACAGAGCUUUUUUUGUUUCCUUUUGUUUUGUUUCCUUUUGUUUAUAUUUCUGCCACUUUAACUUUAAAGACAGGACGACACUGUUAAGUGAAAGCCAGUAUUUUUAUGUAACUGUACUGUUUUUGUGAGUCUUAGUUUCUAAUACGUUUCUUAGAAUUUAACUUAUUCUGUACAUGUUUGUAUAUAGGUUUACUCUUGUUCAUUUAGUCUUUAGUAUAGUUUGACAAUAGGAUGUGCCCUCCCUUGUGACCAGACAGGUCGGUUGGAAAUAGGAGGUGUUUUUGAACAUUCUGUGAGAAUUAAACAAAUGUAUGAUUAUACUGCAGAAAAUGUUAUUUUUCUGGCAUGAAAAAAAACUUUGCACAGAUCCUUAUAACACAAUAUCCUUCACUUUAAAGGGUCUGUUGUAAGUCAAAAGUGAAUAAUGAAAAUAAACAAGAUGCAAAUUAA
This is a messenger RNA of Cheilinus undulatus (humphead wrasse), 932 nucleotides long. RefSeq names its product c-Myc-binding protein-like. Gene Ontology annotation, biological process: regulation of DNA-templated transcription. The record is from RefSeq and is a predicted model, not a curated record. Gene Ontology annotation, molecular function: transcription coactivator activity. The transcript has 5 exons. NCBI's taxonomy places the organism in Eukaryota, Metazoa, Chordata, Actinopteri, Labriformes, Labridae. Bases 162 to 476 code for a protein of 104 amino acids. Gene Ontology annotation, cellular component: nucleus.